CUCACCAUGCACUGCUGGCAGAGGUGUCUCCAUGUUGUCAAUGUAACCCUGUGGAUAUUUUCACUGGUAGAGUUAUUCAAAUCUGAUGCUACCAACAUUGCGCUGAAGAAGUCCUCCAAACAAAGCAACGCUCACGGGCAAGACCGUCCAGAACGAGGCAAUGACGGUAACUCUAACACGGACUAUGAUGAGGGUUCCUGUGUUCAUGGGCAACCGAGUCCGGCCUAUCCCCUACCAUGGUGGCAGGUGGACUUAGAAUGGAUGUGCCAUGUAACAACCGUGGCAAUCACUAACAGAGAUGCAUCAAAUGCAUGGCGUCUUCACAACUUCACAAUUGAGCUUUACCGUGAAGAUCCGACGGUUCAUCCCAACACUAAGGCCCAAAUCUGCGCCGUAUACCCUGGCACAGUGGCCUCCGGAGCCAGUGUAACGCUCACCUGUGCUCCAGGGGUGAGGGGUCGUUACCUGAGGUUUCAGAAAAACAGCGUGAAAUUCGAUGACGCAGUGCAGUUCUGUGAACUAGAGGCCUAUGGUAUCAAUGGAACAAGGUCAGUGUUCUCGAGACAUCCAUCACAGCAAAUGUCAGGGGCUUCUGUCGGAGAGAAAAUGGGGAGCCCACUGUCCUGUGGUGAAGAUUGCCAUCGUAUGCCCUGUUGUGCUGGCUUUAACUUCCAUGGAGACAGUGAAGGUACCUGCAAGUUCAUGUCGAUGGAUAAUGGGGAACUUGCAGCUAAUGCGUCAUGGAGCUACUUCGCUAAAACGGAUGUGUAUUAAAAAGAACGGUACCUCAAUGGCGGAAACUGCAUUUGUAUUGAUGUCACCUUUCAUUUCAUGGAGCUACUUGCAAAAAUACGUAUUUAUAAGAGCAAACACUUUCGAGUUUGGAUGUUCCUGUUUUGUUUUGACCUCACUUUCGAUACUUCUUGGAGAUACGAUCUCGUACUUUGCAAAAUAAUUAUAUGUUUUUAUAUGAGCAACACCUUACCACAGAAGACGUUUUGCGUCUGGGAGAUACUAAACUAAAGAGCAAUAAGUAUUUGGAAGAGCAAACCUCACUUUGUCCGAACGUCUCACUCCAGUAUUCCCACCACCUGCAUUGAUUCGUGGAUCUUCUUUGGGAAGAAAAUUUAGAACUAUAAAGAGCAAACCUCACUUUUUCCGAACGUCCCUCUUCUGCAUUCCCAUCACCUGUCUUGCUUCGUGGAUCUUCUUUGCAAAGGAAAAUUAGAACUGGAAAGAGCAACCUCACUUUUUCCGGACGUCCUUCAUCUGUAAUCCCAUCACCUGUCUUACCCCCAGGAUCUUUUUGGGGAAGGAAAAUUAGGAUUGCAAACCUCACUUUUUCCGAACGUCCCUCUUCUGUAUUCCCAUCACCUGUUUUACUUCGUGGAUCUUCUGUGGGAAGACAAAUUAGGAUUGGAAAGAGCAAACCUCACUUUUUCCGAACGUCCCUCUUCUGCAUUCCCAUCACCUGUCUUGCUUCGUGGAUCUUCUUUGCGAAGGAAAAUUAGAACUGGAAAGAGCAAACCUCACUUUUUCCGGACGUCCUUCAUCUGUAAUCCCAUCACCUGUCUUACCCCAAGGAUCUUCUUUGGGAAGAAAAAUUAGGAUUGCAAACCUCACUUUUUCCGAACGUCCCUCUUCUGUAUUCCCAUCACCGUUCUUACUUAGUGGAUCUUCUUUGGGAAGGAAAAUUAGUAUUUGCAAACCUCACUUUUUCCAACCACCAUUGUAUCCACCUUACACUCACAGCUUCAUGGAGACGCUUUGGAACUAACAAUUAUUAACUGAAAAUGCAGUUACUCACUGGUUAGAUGGUCAACCUUUGUAGUAACUAACCUUUGAAAAUGCAACUGAGCUGCUGUCAUAUGUCGUAAAUCAAUGUUAUUCGCCUAAAGAUGCAGUUGCCAGUUUAAAUGUGCUGGAUUCUUGAAACAAUGGGAAAUACACCUCAUACGUGAAAUUUAAAAGGAUUGGGAUGUCACAAGGAACAACUACACCUGCAGAGCUCGUGAAAUUAAGGAAACCUUUUGAAAUUGUUAGGAGAGUAAUCAGAUGUGUUCUUAGUUUGGGGAUUAGCAUUAUAUGUUUCGUUCCAGCAUUUUACAAAUAUUUUCACUAAAAGAAUUAUUUUACUAACGCUGAUUUUAGGAUAUGUAGGUAACGACGUUACACACAUAUCAUCUUUGUCAAUCCCUUGUCUCGUCAUGCCAAAAGGCAUGAUGUUACUUAUUGUUACCCUACCUGGCGUUCAGCAUUUGGGGAUGAACCAAGGAAUGGUCGGUUUGGAGUCAGAAUACUGUGUGUGCUUUGGACACACACACACACACACACACGCACACACACACACACACACACACACACAC
Haliotis rufescens (red abalone) is the source of this 2366-nucleotide messenger RNA. RefSeq names its product fucolectin-like. The coding region runs from base 7 to 774 and encodes 255 amino acids. The transcript is spliced from 4 exons. NCBI's taxonomy places the organism in Eukaryota, Metazoa, Mollusca, Gastropoda, Lepetellida, Haliotidae. The record is from RefSeq and is a predicted model, not a curated record.